GAGCUCUAGCGCCCAGCAUGAACAAGACCCAGCCCCCUGUCAAACAUGCGUGAGUAAUGGAAGCGCCUCCGUGCACUAGUCCUCUCCACCCCGUGAGUCUCUGCUGACAGUGUGCGGCUGAGCGCGGGUAUUACAGCUGCCAGCGCUCAGUAAACAACACGACGUCACUUCCGCUCUCAGGUUGACAGCAAAACAACAGAGGCAGGAGCGAUAAAAACACACACCGAGGAAACAUUUGUGUUGUCCCAGAAUGAAGGUGCUGACUUCAGAGCAGGCGGUAGAGGAGGAGAGCUGCUCAUCUCCAGAUGACUACAACAACCACCACAGCAGUGAGGACAGGGAACAUGAGGACACCCCCCCUUACCUCCAAGACGAACAACCAAAUGACACCGAUAAGGACCCCCCACAGCAAGAAGGAGGAGUCAUGUGGAGAGUGGGCGGCGGCCUUUUCAGCAUGACACGAAGCGCUGUUGGUGCAACACUGGGGGGUGUUGCAUGGGUAGGAACUAAAAGUUUUGCGCUCACCAAGACAGCUGUGACCAGUAUGCCAGCAGCCAGUGUGGGAUUGGUCAAAGGGAGUGUCUCCAUGGUUACAGGAAGUGUUGGAGCGGUGGGAUCAGUGGUGGCAAGUAAAGUCACACCAAGGAAGAAGGACAAAGCUGACUGAUGGACAGUGGGCUGUUGUGUGUGUGUGCGUGUGUGUGUGUGUGUGUGUGUGUGUGUGUGUGUGUGUGUGUAUGGAUGCACGCAUGUAUGUUGAUAUGUAUAAUGCAACCGAAAGCAAAAUACCUCGAAAGCUUCAAAUGGACUUUUAUCAAAGUUCCCCAGAUUAAAGCAUUUCUUCACUCAUGCAGCUACAAAGAUAGAUAAGCAGCUACACAAGGCAGCAGGGCCAUCAAUGGGGCAAAAGCACAACAAGCGUGCAACAUGGCAAGUUAAGAAAAUGUUGUGUGAAUGUCCGAUGAUGCAUGUGAGGAACGUGUCAGAUUACCACAGAAAAUAAAAACAACUGUCCAAUCA
Acanthopagrus latus (yellowfin seabream) is the source of this 1020-nucleotide messenger RNA. RefSeq lists its product as uncharacterized. The transcript has 3 exons. The coding region runs from base 251 to 667 and encodes 138 amino acids. Lineage: Eukaryota; Metazoa; Chordata; Actinopteri; Spariformes; Sparidae. The record is from RefSeq and is a predicted model, not a curated record.